Messenger RNA from Malus domestica (apple), 1113 nucleotides. RefSeq names its product classical arabinogalactan protein 10-like. The record is from RefSeq and is a predicted model, not a curated record. Lineage: Eukaryota; Viridiplantae; Streptophyta; Magnoliopsida; Rosales; Rosaceae.
GCUUUCCACACUAUUUGCUCCACAUUUUUUCUAGAUCCAGUGCAUCGCUCCUCUCCCCGAUUUUUAACUCCACCUACGUGUCCAGAUCUGAAUCCGCCUCUUCGCUUCCCCUUGAAUCUCGGCCGUCUCCUUUUCCAUUUCCCGAGGUUCCUCCUUUCAAAUUCAGAUCUCCUCCGCUCCAUUUCAAAACCGCUUCCCAAAAUCUCAACGUCCUCUCUUCUCACUUUCCCAUCAGAUCCACAUUUUCUCGGGAAACAAACACCUCGAAGCGCCGCCGCCUCCUCUUUCUCCUCCUUCAACAAUGGCGAGGUUCUUCGAACUCCUCUCGCCUCUGCUUCUCGCAUUUCUCCUAGUCCAAUUCAGCACCGCCGCAUCCUCUUCUUCUCCGCCAGUGCCCUCCCCGACUCCGUCGCCGCAACCCGCUGCCGAUUCGCUUUCUCACGUAUCUCCAUCGCUGAUUUCCCUCACUCCAUCUCCGUCCAACACACCGGCACACUCACCAAUUUCUUCUUCUCCUCCCGCGCCGCCGCAAUCGACUCCAUCGCCGUCGCCUGACAACGAGCCUUCUGUUCCCGCUCCGGCGCCGUCGGAUCCUAGCGACAACAACAACAAUGACAUGAACGCCGACGACAACGGAGCUGAGAACUCCUCCGGGGGAGGAAUGAGCGGGGGAAAGAAGGCGGGGAUCGCGUCUGGAGUCAUCGUCGGAGUCGGUUUGGUAGGGCUCGGAGGAUUUGUGUACAAGAAGCGUCAGGAUAACAUCCGUCGAUCUCAGUACGGUGACGCCGCCAGGAGAGAGUUUCUCUGAAGAAACACUCAGUAGUCUUCUCAUACGCAAAGCUCUUCUACUUCUAGAGGUUACUGUGAAAUCUUCAAUUUUCUGGUAUUAAUUUCUCGUAGUUUGUUUUGUUAAAUUCUGGGUUUGGUAUGUGAUUGAAUUGGGGUUUUGCGACGGUGAAAAAAAUGGUGAUUCGAUUCUUGAUUCUUUGGUGCGCCGGUGGUGGUGGAGUGGUGAUAGGUAGAUUUUUUUUUUUAUUAUUUUCUUUUUAAUUUUGGGCCUAAGAUACUUGAUAUAAUAAUUGAAUUUACAGAUUUAGAGUUAAUCCUUUUGCU